AUGCUUGACUGCUGGGGCACACGUGUGAAGGGAUUCAUCGCCUGUUUCGUGGUGGGGAGGUGCACAAUUCUGGGAGUGUGCAUGCUGUUCAUCCCCAAGAUUGGACUCACUCUUUUCAUUGUGUUUUACACUUUCGGAAACAUUUGCACUCUGUGCAGCACCAUGUUUGUUGGGCCCACGAAGCAGCUGAAAAGGGAUUGUGAAACACGAGCGCUGGCCACAACAAUCAUGAUAACGUGCCUUGUGUUGACUCUCUGCGCAGCCUUCUGGUGGAAGAACUUUGGACUUGCUUUGUUAUUUUGCAUCCUGCAAAUCUUCUUCACCUGGUACAGUCUGUCAUACAUCCCUUUGUGA
Molecule: messenger RNA, 354 nt
Organism: Larimichthys crocea (large yellow croaker)
Lineage: Eukaryota; Metazoa; Chordata; Actinopteri; Sciaenidae
Product: vesicle transport protein SFT2B
Biological process (GO): vesicle-mediated transport
Cellular component (GO): membrane
Source: RefSeq, a predicted model, not a curated record